Messenger RNA from Heterotrigona itama, 525 nucleotides. NCBI's taxonomy places the organism in Eukaryota, Metazoa, Arthropoda, Insecta, Hymenoptera, Apidae. The record is from the annotation of a GenBank genome assembly.
AUGAGUGUUCAAAACACUCCUGAAAUUUUAAUCCCCUUAACCUAUUCGCCAAUCAUUAUGUAUAUUUUUCGUGGACAAAGUGCAGUUAGGCAAUGCAGACAUAUUGUGGGGAUAAUUGUGAGAUACUUUGCUACUGGAAAAAAAGAAAUGCACCAAACCGUUGUUUCAGAUUGUGAGAUACUUUGCUACUGGAAAAAAGAAAUGUACCAAACUGUUGUUUCAGAUUGUAAAGAUAAUUGUGAGAUAUUUUGCUAUUGGAAAAAAGAAAUGCACCAAACUGUUGUUAUUUCAGAUUGUGGAGAUAAUUGUGAGAUACUUUGCUACUGGAAAAAAGAAAUGUACCAAACUGUUAUUUCAGAUUGUGAAGAUACUUUGCUACUGGUACAAAGAGAGCCGUUGCAUCGAGUUGUAUUUGCUUGUAUUGGCUUGCAAAUUCUUCACCAGAAGCGACUUCUUUGUCAACUUUUGAAAAUUAAUAAAACAAAGACAUGCGACGAGUCGCCAAGUGAAGAAGAAGACAAUUGA